AUGUAUGUUCGAUGGUUCCAAGGACCGGCGUUCCUGAAAUUGCCAAACAGCGAGUGGCCAAGCGAAAGUGUGGAGACCAUUCAGAAUGAUCCAGAAAGAAAGAAACCCAAGAUCCUGGGGAGUUUCAAUCCUGAUAUCCCGUGCAUAGAUCCAAAAAACUUUUCAAAUUGGCAACGAUUGGUCAGAAUUACAGCUUACUGCAAGCGUUUUGGUCAUAAUGCUCGAGUUAGCGCACAAGACAAGUUGGAGUUAAAGUCAGGUCCUCUCCAACCUAGCGAAAUAAAUGAUGCCAAAGAAUUUUGGAUUCUUAAAGUACAGAGCACGUUGAUUGAUUGGAAAGAUCGUUACAAGGAUCUUACGCCCUUUGUCGAAAACGAUAUCAUCCGUGUUGGUGGUAGACUAAAGAGAGCGUCCCUUCCCUAUGAUCAAGCACAUCCCAUAUUGCUACCCGGAAACCACCACAUAUCGAAAUUGAUAAUGGAAGAAUUUCACGAGAAAGUGUGCCAUGCUGGCUGCGAAAGAACCCUCUCUGAGAGUAGACAUGAAUAUUGGAUCAUGAGUGGACGGCGUAUAGUUAAGAAGAUAAUCAAGAAUUGCUUAGUGUGUCGUAAGUUUCGUCAACGACCUCACAUGGCUGAUCAUUUGAUGGCUGAUCUUCCGCAAGAGAGAGUGAAACCGUUUUCUCCACCAUUUACAGUAACUGGAGUGGACUUUUUCGGUCCGUUUAAUCUUAAAGUUUCACGAAAUAAGAGUGUCAAAGCCUGGGGUGCUAUAUUUACCUGUGCGACAGUUCGAGCCAUUCACCUAGAAAUCGUAGAGAGUACGUCAGCUGAAGCCUUUCUUCAUGCACUGCGACGUUUUGCUUCACAUCAUGGCUGGCCAAGCACGAUAAUCUCCGAUAACGGGACGUCAUUUGUUGGUGCUGAGAGAUUGUUGAGAGAAUUGGUUGUAAAGGAGAGAAAGAAACUUGAAGAUUUUGCAACACUCUACCAACUUCGUUGGAUAUUCACGACACCAAGGAGCCCUCAUCAAGGUGGAAUAUACGAGAGCCUGAUAAAGCAAGUUAAGAGUGCCAUUCGAAUCGUAGUUGGAAAUCAGAAUCUGUCUUGGAAUGAAAUGAGCACGGUUUUCGCUGAAGUUAAGUCUCUGAUAAAUGGAAGACCUUUAGGAUACCCUCCGAACGAUCCCAACGACUUACAACCCCUUACCCCUAACCAUUUCCUUAUCGAACAGUGUUCCUCACGGAUCGUUUGAGAGUGAGAGAUCUGAGAUUUUGAGUCGAAGAUUCUAGUUUAUCCAGAGCCUUGUACAGCAGUUCUGGCAAAGAUUUAUACGAGAAUAUCUACCGACGUUGCAAAAACGAGGAAAAUGGCGAUUGAAAGAACAACAGAUGAAAGUUGGAGAUUUGGUCCUGAUGGUGGAUUAUGAGACACCAAGAGGAAAAUGGAAGUUAGGUCGAGUUGAAGUUUACCCUGGGAAAGAUGGUGUGGUAAGAAAUGUGUUAGUGAAAACUCAGCAUGGUCAGUACAAAAGGUCUGUGCAAAAGUUAUGUGUUUUAAUAGAAGCUAGUUAGACGAACAUUCAUGAACUGUGGCCCCGGAGGGUUGGUGUAAAUAGCGAGCAACAUUUGACAUUUGACAUAGUUAAUAUUAAGUUCUGUUAUGGUUUAUAUAGACAUUUAAGUGAUGACAUUUUUUAGUGACAUUAUAGGCGUUAGUUGUAUCAGUAUUUUGUAAGAGAGACACACGAGAGUAAAGAGACGGUUUAAAGGACGGAUAGUUAGAGAGAUUAACGUAAAGUUGUAGUCAGAGUCAAGUCCUGCAGGGAUCUACCCUUCAGGUACAGAUGUUUAAUUGUUUUAUAUGUUAUAUUUGUAGUAUUGUGUUAUUAGUCAAUUUUACCAUGUUAUGUCGCGAAAAUAUGAUUGGAAUGCAUGUGUUUUAGCCUUUAUACUUAUACUAGGUAACUUUCAUUUUGUAUAGAAUAUAUUAUCUCAUUAAAUAUUAAAAGAAAUCCCUGUUCGACUCAGUAAACCAGUCAGUGCCAACCACUCUUCUUGCUGAAUUAAUGUAUGGUAAACCUUACCCCACCAUGUUUCCCAUAGAAUGUUACACCGACUGUAACUCACUUUAUGAAUCCUUGAAGUCAGUAAAGAGUGUGUCAGAAAAACGUCUUAGGUUAAAUAUUAGCAGCAUAAAAGAGUUAAUUGAAGCAAAACAGAUUACAUCUGUUAAUUGGUGCAGUACCAAUAGGCAACUUGCAGAUAGUCUAACGAUGAAAGGUGCCUCACCCAAAGUACUAAGAAACGCCUUACAAACUGGUAUAUUGUUUGCUUAA
Messenger RNA from Paramuricea clavata, 2337 nucleotides. Lineage: Eukaryota; Metazoa; Cnidaria; Anthozoa; Malacalcyonacea; Plexauridae. The record is from the annotation of a GenBank genome assembly.